Molecule: messenger RNA, 924 nt
Organism: Ylistrum balloti
Lineage: Eukaryota; Metazoa; Mollusca; Bivalvia; Pectinida; Pectinidae
Exons: 5
Coding region: 165-749 (194 amino acids)
Source: RefSeq, a predicted model, not a curated record
UACAAGUAGCAGAGAAUUCCAAUAGUUUCAAUGUUCUUCAAUAGUCCAUGUAUAAAUGUAUAGUAUUAUUGUCAUGACUGAAAAUCUGCAUGCAUCUUUAAAUGAUAUUGUUAUGUUUUGAUAUAAUUUAUACUUAUUUAUGAAUUGUAGAUACAGACUUUACAAUGGGGUACAUUUGGUCACUUAUAUCUGUCGUUCUGCUUGCUGGGUUUGUCACGGCCUCCAAAACUUCCUAUCAGUUUAAAAACAACUGUAAAUUCAAGCUUCAUACACUUGGUAAAAGCGAUGUUGCUUUGGUGAGGUUUAGCGGCUCCAGACUUCCGAGUUCCAACUGUAGUAUCGGAUUCCGAGGAGUGCGUAACGAGUCUUCAUUGUGUGUAGUCAGUAAGCCUCCAUUCACACUGAACGGUUUGGGACCGACACUCACCCUAUCUCAGGGUAGUAGUUAUAUAAACAGCAAGAGCUAUAAUUACCUGUCAAUCAUCUCACCCUCUCGUUACUGCACGUCUGGUGGACGAUACCUUCACAUAGAAUUAGACGGCGGAAACAUUGGGUCAUCGAAGUCACGUGACCGAGGAUACUUCACAUUAGAGGUCACAGUGACCUCGUCCUCAUCUCCUAGCAAACGCCUUCCAAUUGCCAUCAUUGCUGGGCCGGUUGCUGGGGGAGUGACUCUCAGUACCGUGGUAUUCAUUAUAUUUAGAGUCCUACGUCACAGGCGGAAGAAGAUAACUAAUGCCGGAGUAUAAUCGGAGUAUAAUUUGAUAUUCACCAGAUAACAUUACAUAUACCUGCAGCAAACGACAUCUAAAUCACUACCUGACUAAUAUGGCCACACCAUGAUAUCAGCCAAUCAUAGAGUCUAGAUUCAGAGACGCACUCUUUAACUUCUAUAGUAUCCUUGAGUGUAUAAACAUAAAUAAA